Molecule: messenger RNA, 4416 nt
Organism: Anolis carolinensis (green anole)
Lineage: Eukaryota; Metazoa; Chordata; Lepidosauria; Squamata; Anolidae
Exons: 5
Coding region: 48-1268 (406 amino acids)
Source: RefSeq, a predicted model, not a curated record
CCUCAGGCGUUUCCAGCGGCGCUCCCGACGCGCGUCCCGGCCUCGCCAUGGGCCCGACGGAGGCGCAGUUGGCGCGCGUGGCGCUGGAGGCGGCGGCCGUGCUGGUGGCGGCGCUGCUGGUGGUGGCGGCGCUGAAGGCGGCGUCGGAGGGGCUGCGUCGGCGGAGGGCGGGGGCCUGGGUGGUGGUGGUGGGCGCGGGCCCCGUGGGCCUCUCCGCCGCCCUGGCCGCCCUCCGCUCCGGCAAGGCGCGCGGCCUGGCCCUGGUGGAGGCGCGCCCCCGCGCCGCCCUCCUGGCCCGCCCGCAGCAGGUGGCCCUCCAGCCCCGCAGCCUCCGCUUCCUCCGCCGCCUCGGCCUCGACGUCGACAACCUGGAGGGCUGCUGGGAGCAGGAGCGCUUCUUCACCCGCCUCGGCGUCUUCCAGGAGCACCUGCUCAGCCUCCUCGAGCGCCACCGCCGCCGCCUCCCGCUCCGCAUCUGCCUCGGCACCAAGUUUUCAGAGGAUUUUCUGAAAAAGAAUCUAUCCUCCAAUUGGCCAAACAUAGUCAUCAUAGCAGAUGGAUCCUGUGGAGAAUCAAGUACGAUCCUUGGAAUCAGCCCAGAGUAUACUGUUGAAUCUUGCAAUGCCUAUGGAGCCAAUGCUGCUAUCGAGCGACCAGAUCAAAGACAGGUUCCAACCCCCGAGAUCCGUGCUCAUGGCCUGUACUUUGAUUUAUCCGCAUAUGGUAUGGAUAUGUCAAAUAUGAGAAAGGGAUCCUCAACGCCUGGAUUCCAUUUGAAAAUCUAUGGGACAUUUCGCAACCGUUACCUAGCUUUGGCAUGCCCUGCUUCAGACUCCAAAGUUGUGAGGUUUUUGCGUCACACUCUUAAUUCUACAAUCAUGAAAAACAUAUUCCACCAGUCUUUCAAUGCCUACAAGAUGGAUAUUGAACCCAGAGUCAACGAACUGACUCUUCAUCGUAUCCAAUGCAGCCACCGGCUCUUUGAAAUCAUGCUCUCCCACCGGCGGGUUACAGCAGCUCUUUUGGAGAGAGACAAUGUUGUGGUCACCAUAGAAGGAGAAGCUGCCCGAGUGCUGAAUUUUGACACUGGCUGUGGAGUUAAUCUCGGAUUGAGAGGUUUGGAGUCGACAGAAGAAUUAAUCUAUAAAGUGGCCACGGCCAUUGAUCAGCAUGAUAUCUUUGAGGCGCUGGCAGCGAAAAUCCAGCAUUCAAAACAAGUGGCAGAAGAUUUUAAGCAGAACGGCUUGUUUGCUGCAAUGUUUGAGUGAUCAAUUUACGAGAAAAUCAUUGUGGAGGGAUUUGCACCCCAUUGCACAUAAAACAAAAUGGAAUGGAAUAUUUCCAAUUGACAGAAGUGUUAAAAACUAUAAUGGGACCACUGAUUUUAGUUAUAAUUAACAUUUCAGUGAGCUUAAGGCCAGACAAAAAUAAAGGCAGAAAAUCCAUGUAAUCAAAACUCAAGAUGGUGGACCUGUGUCCUAAUUAGAGGGAGAGGAAUAAUCGUUUUUAUCCAAUUGCUGCCAGUUAGAAGGCUAAGCUCCGCCCACUUGGUCUCCUAGCAACCCACUCAGCCCACCCAGCCUCUCAAUAAUAAUAAUAAUAAUAAUAAUAAUAAUAAUAAUAAUAAUAAUAAUAAUACAAUCCUAAAGUUAGCAGAUACCCCUAAGGAUCAUCCAGUUCAACUUCCUUAUAUCAUGCAGCAGGACACAAUCCAACCACUCCUGACAGAUGGCCAUCCAAUAUCUGCACAAUAAUAAUACACAUCAAAUCAUAGCAUCAUACAGUUAGGCGACACCCCUAAAGGACAUCCAGUCCAACCCAACUCUGCCAUUGGACGAUACAAUCCAAACACUCCCAACAGAUGGCCAGCCAGCCUCUCAAUAAUAGUAAUACUAAUAAUAAUAAUAAUAAUAACAACAACAUCAUCAUACAAUCCUAAGGUUUGGAGUGACCCCUAAGGAUCAUCCAGAUCAACUUCCUUCUACCAUGCAGGAGGACACAAUCCAAGCACUCCUGACAGAUGGCCAUCCAGCCUCGACAAGUUCUCACUGACACCACCAGACAACGCCACAGCAACGCGUGGCUGGGCACAGCUAGUACAGUAGAGUCUCACUUAUCCAACACUCGCUUAUCCAACGUUCUGGAUUAUCCAACACAUUUUUGUAGUCAAUGUUUUCAACAUAUCGUGAUAUUUUGGUGCUAAAUUCGUAAAUACAGUAAUUACUGCAUAACAUUACUGCCUAUUGAACUACUUUUUCUAUCAAAUUUGUUGUCUAACAUGAUGUUUUGGUGCUUAAUUUGUAAAAUCAUAACCUAAUUUGAUGUUUCAUAGGCUUUUCCUUAAUCCCUCCUUAUUAUCCAACAUAUUCGCUUAUCCAACGUUCUGCCGGUCCGUUUAUGUUGGAUAAGUGAGACUCUACUGUAGAUGAUAUAGGACAGACCUAUUAUUCUCUGACUUUGGAAAAAGUCCGGAGUAGCUUGUUAUUUUGUCUAUGGCGCCAUCUGGUGCCAUCUUCAAUUAUUCUACUUAUUCUCCAAUAUUUCCACUCCUGUAUUGUUGGUGAGACCAGGCAUGCAACACAAAAAAGAAUGUUUCCAUUGUCGUAUUUACAAUACUUUUUGAUGCGCCCCAAAAACAGUGCCUUGUUGCAAACAUUACACUGGUUGAUUGCUGUAUGAGGCAAAGAUGGAGAGUGUGUGUUAAAAAAAAAUCUCAUGAGUUGUAAUCCCAGACAUUCAGGGAUGUUCUUCAAUACAGACAUUGAACGUAAUGGGCCAUUACCUGGAUCACAAAAUGUCUCGGGAGAGAAGUACUUAGAUUUAGUACCCUGACAUAUAUAAGAAGAUAAUAUCCAUUUUGGAGCCGACCAAUAUUCUGUGAGUGCAGUGGUGAACCAGUCGCCUAAUGGGAAGCCUGCCAGAAGGAUAUAAGGGCAGUUGUAGUCUUCAUCUUGUGCUUUCCAGCAAUUGACAUACUGCCUCUGCAAACAGCCAUGAUAUACAGCCACCCUGACUAGUAAUCAUUGAUAGAUUCAUUGUCCACAUAUUUAAUAAAUCGCCUCCGAAAACCAUUGAACCUGGUAGUUAUUCCAACAUUCUGUAGCAUAGCAGAGAGCAUACUGUGUGCAUGCAGGUUGGCAACUGUGCUCCCUUUGCAAAAUUUCCAGCUCCUUUUUCUGAAUUUACAGCACUCAUUAUGGAAAAGAAGCAUGCUUCUGCCCCAGGGGUCCCCAAACUAAGGCCUGGGGGCCGGAUGCGGCCCUUCAAGGUCAUUUACCUGGCCCCAGCCCUCAUUUAUAAUGUAAUAUUUUUAUAUCCGUUUUAAUAAUAUAUUGUCUAUACAUAUGAUAUUGAUAAUAACAUUAUCAUUUUAUACAAUACUAGCUGUGCCCGGCCACGCGUUGCUGUGGCGAAGUAUGGUGGUAUGGGAAAUAAAGUAUUGAGGAAUUGGUGGUAGUUAAGGUAAAGGUGUGGAGUCCAGAUAAUCCAGUUAAAGCAGAUAAUAUAAGAUGAUAUGGGUUAUAUAGCUUUGUGGAAGGGCCUUGAGUCUACACUGCCAUCUAAUCCAGUUAAAAUCUGAUAAUCUGUAUUUUAUAGGCAGUGUGGAAGAGGCCUAAGUGAGGCCUAACUGCCUGUCCCCUGGGUGAGUGGGUUGCUAGGAGACCAAGUGGGCGGAGCUUAGUCUUCUAACUGGCAGCAAUUGGAUAAAAACAAUUAUUCCUCUCCCUCUAAUUAGGACUUUAUUUUCUUUUUGUUGUAUCAACCUAGAGGCGUGGAUGAUGGGUUAUGUUGUCAAUUUUUGAGGUUGUGGGGUGUUUAGUUUUGUUGUUUCGGCAGUCGCCAGGAUUCUAUCACUCUUUUAUAUAUAUAGAUAAUACUAAUAAUAAUACCAUAUAAUAUUAAUUAUACAGUAGAGUUUCACUUAUCCAACAUAAACGGGCUGGCAGAACAUUGGAUAAGCGAAUAUGUUGGAUAAUAAGGAGAGAUUAAGAAAAAGCCUAUUAAACAUGAAAAUAGGUUAUGAUUUUACAAAUUAAGCACCAAAACAUCAUGUUAUACAACAAAUUUGGCACAAAAAGUAGUUCAUUACACACUAAUGCUAUGUAGUAAUUGCUGUAUUUACGAAUUUAGCACCAAAAUAUCACAAUGCAUUGAAAACAUUGACUACAAAAAUGCAUUGGAUAAUCCAGAACGUUGGAUAAGUGAGACUCUACUGUAUGUUAUAUAUUACAUAUAUUACAGUAUAGUUAUAUAGCUCAAUAUAGUAAUAUAUAAUGCUAAUAUUGUGCUAUGCUAAUAAUAUAAUAUACUGUAUGUUCAUACAGCUGCUCUGAGUUCCCUUCGGGGUGAUUAGGGUGGGAUAUAAAUGUAGUAAAUAAAUGUAGUAAAUGAAUAAAUAAAUAAUUUUGGACUUAA